GGCUGUGUGUGCGCUCCCCGCUAGCCAGGCAGCCUCUUCCCAACUGCAAUCCCCACCGCCUUCCCUGCUCGCCUCUGCCUGGGCGGUUUCCAACACACACCGAGCGGGCGAGAGAGGCAGCUUUAUGGGUUGCAACAAUGCUUGGGCCCUGGAGAUUUCUGCCUCAGAGAUAACAUGUAUGCUUGCUGCUCUACGGUGACACUGGAGCAGGAUCUCAACAGGAAAAUGCAUAUCUGGAUGGUACAAACCAUAGCCUUUGCUUUAACAUCUCUGGUCCUGGCGUGGGCAGAAAGCAUUGAGUAUUAUGGGGAGAUCUGUGAUAACAAAUGCCCUUGUGAGGAGAAGGAUGGCAUCUUGACGGUCAGCUGUGAGAACCGUGGGAUCAUCAACCUCUCUGAGAUCAGCCCCCCCAAAUUCUCCAUCUACCAUCUCCUGCUGUCUGGGAAUCUUCUCAACAGGCUCUACCCCAACCAGUUUGUCAAUUACAGUGGGGCUUCGAUUUUGCACCUGGGCGGCAAUGACAUCCAAGAUAUCGAGACAGGAGCCUUUCAUGGCCUGAGGGGCUUGAGGAGGCUGCACUUGAACAACAACAAGCUGGAAAUACUGAGGGAUGACACUUUCGUAGGGCUGGAGAGCUUGGAGUACCUGCAAGUUGAUUACAAUUAUAUCAGCGCGAUCGAACCCAGUGCUUUCAGCAAGCUGCAUCUGUUGCAGGUGCUGAUUCUGAACGACAACCUCCUCUCUUCGUUGCCCAACAACCUGUUCCGUUUUGUGCCCUUGACUCAUCUCGAUUUGAGGGGCAACCGGCUCAAACUCCUUCCCUACUUGGGCCUCUUGCAGCACAUGGAUAAGGUGGUGGAGCUGCAGCUGGAGGAGAACCCGUGGAACUGCUCCUGUGAGCUGAUAGCUCUCAAAGAUUGGUUGGACAGCAUAUCCUAUUCAGCCCUGGUGGGGGAUGUAGUCUGCGAAACCCCUUUCCGUUUACAUGGGAGGGAUUUGGAUGAGGUUUCCAAGCAGGAGCUUUGUCCUAGGAGGCUCAUCUCCGAUUAUGAGAUGAGGCCACAGACCCCGCUGAGCACCACAGGGUAUUUUCAUACCACACCAGCCUCUGUAAACUCUGUGGCUACUUCUUCCUCGGCUGUUUACAAAUCGCCCUUGAAGCCCAAAGGGACCCGCCAACCCAACAAGUCCAGGGUGCGUCCUACCUCCCGCUUGCCCUCCAAGGAUCUGGGAUACAGCAACUAUGGCCCCAGCAUUGCUUACCAGACCAAAUCCCCGGUGCCUUUGGAGUGUCCCACAGCUUGCACUUGCAACCUACAGAUCUCCGAUUUGGGUCUCAACGUCAACUGCCAAGAAAGGAAGAUUGAGAGCAUCUCAGAGCUCCAACCCAAGCCGUACAACCCGAAGAAGAUGUACCUGACUGAGAACUACAUUGCCCUGGUGCGUAGGUCAGAUUUCCUGGAUGCUACUGGCUUGGAUUUGCUUCACCUGGGCAAUAACCGCAUCUCGGUCAUUCAGGAUCGGGCCUUUGAGGAUCUAACUAACUUGAGGAGGCUUUACCUGAAUGGGAACCGGAUUGAAAAACUGAACCCAGAGCUUUUCUAUGGGCUUCAGAGUUUGCAGUACCUCUUCCUGCAAUAUAACGUAAUCCGGGAGAUUGAGCCAGGCACUUUUGACCCUGUGCCCAAUUUACAGCUCUUGUUUCUCAACAACAACCUGCUGAGAUCUUUACCUGGAGGCAUUUUUUCUGGCUUAACUCUCUACAGGUUGAACCUGAGAAGCAACCAUUUCUCCUACCUUCCUGUAAGUGGAGUGCUUGACCAGCUGAAAUCCCUCCUGCAGAUAGAUCUCCACGAGAACCCAUGGGAUUGUACAUGCGACGUGGUGGGCAUGAAGUUGUGGAUCGAGCAACUCAACACAGGAGUCCUUGUGGACCAGGUAAUCUGUGAAUCCCCUAAGAAAUUUGCUCAGAAUUACAUGAGGAACAUCAAAGCAGAACUGCUGUGCCCAGACUACUCUGACAUCAUUGUUUCCACACCCACUCCAUCAUCCAUGCAGGGACCAGCCAAGACCACGCCCUUUUCCAACUCUGGGCAGAUCAAUAGCACCUUGGAGGAGGAUGACUCGGCAUCACCUUCUGGUGGCUCGUCUUCCUCCUCUUCUUCCACGGUGCCUUUGUCAGUGUUGAUCCUCAGCUUACUGCUGGUCUUCAUCAUGUCUGUAUUUGUGGCCGCAGGUCUCUUUGUGCUGGUGAUGAAGCGCAGGAAGAAGGUCCAAGGCGACCAUGCCAGCACCAACAACUCCGAUGUGAGCUCUUUCAACAUGCAGUACAGUGUGUACACAGGAGGGGGAGCCCCUCAUUCCCACCCACACGCCCAUCACCAGCAGCAUCCGCAGCAUCUUCACCAUGGAGGAGGAGGUGGUGGUCCGGCUUUGCCCAAGGUGAAAACCCCUGCGGGACACGUCUAUGAGUACAUCCCUCAUCCUUUAGGUCACAUGUGCAAGAACCCAAUCUACCGCUCCAGAGAGGGCAAUGCUGGUGAGGAUUACAAAGAUCUCCAUGAGCUCAAGGUGACCUACAGCAACCAUCACCUCCAGCCCCAACCCCCACCACCCCCACAGGCCUUGGGGCAGCCCCAAGCAGCUCCGGGGGGGCAAGAGGAGACCCUCCGGAGCCCCACAUACAGUGUGAGCACCAUUGAGCCUCGGGACGAGUUGCUUUCCCCUGUCCAGGAUGCUGAUCGUUUUUACAGGGGCAUUUUGGAGCCCGACAAACACCCUUCUUCCACUUUGGGGGGCAGCAACCUCCCUGAGUACCCUAAGUUUCCCCCAACUGCCUACACUUACUCCCCUAACUAUGACCUUAGGCGCCCCCCUCACCCCUAUUUGCAUCCCGGCCCGGGGGACAGUCGGCUCCGGGAAACAGUGCUCUACACCCCCCCAAGCACUGUUUACGUGGAGCCCAACAGGAACGAAUACCUGGAGCUAAAAGCAAAACUAAACGCAGAGCCGGACUACCUCGAAGUGUUGGAAAAACAGACCACAUUCAGUCAGUUCUGAGACCUCCUCCUCUACUCCCGUCCUCCCACCCAGAGCAUUUGUAUUUAAUAACCACACACAAAGAAACACACUGUUGAUCUUCUCUCCUCCACAUCCCUUCCCUCCCCAAAUCCGCCUUUGCUUCAUGUUGUUGGAAGGUGAAGUGCCUUGGCACAGAAGUUUCCAGCUUCGGGGAAAGUUACCGAAAGGGUGUGCUGAUUCCAUAGUUAUAGAUCUUUCUCUCUUUCUCCCUGCCCUCUUUAUUUUUAUUUUGGUUUCUUCUUUUUUUAACCACCUCACAGCCAGUAGGAAUCAAUCAAUCGAGCGAACUAGACACAGCAUUUGUUCUUGCACUUGUGUGAUGCUAAAAAGGAGGAAUUGGGAUGUGGUGUUUUUGGUUUUUUUUAAGAGAGUGUUGUCUCCUAUGACGAUGUUGAAAAGGUCACAUAAAUCAUUUUAUCUCGUUCUUUAUGUUGAAUAUUCACUGCUGACAAUUCCCCCCUCCCUCACCUCAGUUCAACAGUGCUGGGCACCAAGUUCCCUUCUGAGGCAUGGAUGGCUUUGGGGAGGGUGGGCAGGGGAGAGAGAGAGAUUGGCACACCCUGACCUUAAUACAAGGUCGUUUGGUUCCCCCACCCCACUCCCCCUUUUUUAAGGAAAAAGAAAAGAGGAUGUAUUUGUAUGUUUCUGGACUUUUGAAUUAAAAACCAAUAUUAUGAUCUUUAAAAGGAUCACCCUAGAUGUGGACAAAUCAAUAAAGAGUUCAGAGAUAUAUGAUCCAUAACUGGUUAGUAAAAAUAACUUAUUGAAAUAUAUACAAAAAAAAUUAUUUUAUUGUAGCUCCUAUUUUUAUAUACAUGGUAGCAUUUUCUUCACUCUUUGAGGCUCCAUUCCUCCGGAAUGCUUGCUUAUUGUAUGUGGUUAAACUUCCCUCUGGAAUAGAAAGCAGGGCCUUCUUCACACAUUACGAUGUCCUUUUCUAGAUGUAGACCUAAAAAAAUGUGACAAAACCGGAUGCAUAAUUUGCAGCUCCAUCCGGCAGAGAGACCAGAUUGGUUGUGGCUCUUUGUCGUGUGUACACUUGGUGGCCAAGCCUGGUUUGCUGCUGUGUCAUGUGUGAAAUGGUCCUAUAGAGUUGAUGGCAAGGGGAAACACCUGACAGAUACAUAGGCUGCUAUUCUGCACACAGCUAUACUCCUACUGACUUCAGUGGGGAUUGAAGCUGCCUCACGGAGCACAGAAUUGCAGUUUGAGGCAUCUUCUACAUUUGCCAGAGCAGGUUCCUCUCCUCCUACUAAAUUGUGGUACUUUUAAGUUCCACCUCCCACUGCCUAGGGUGUUGAAUAGGUUACAGGAUGAGGCCCAGAGUCUGUGAUUUGCUCAGAAGUGGUACACUGCAUUCUGAGCUCUUUCUACCCCCCCUCCCAAACUCUGCACAAAGCUGUUGUGGUCUCUGGAGAAUGUCAGAAAUCACCAAGGGGGAUCCAGAUUCAGUUUGUCACACUUUAGACCCAUUGAAUUCAACAAACCAGCUUAGUAAUUUAAGUCCCACUGCUUUCAGUGGAACUGAAGUGUGCCUCACAUAAUUUGGAUCCAAGCCACUGAAAUUAAAUCAUCAACACUAUCAUCACCAAAACCUAAUAGACAAUCCAAGGCAAUCAGUCAGUACAGGAAAGAAAGAAAUAUAUAUGAUCUAUUUUUUGUUGUUGCUGCUUCUUAUGAAUGAUUAUUCUACAGAGCCUCCUGCUAGGAUGACUAAUUGGACUAAUUAGUGAGGGACAUGUAGAAAUUGUUUAUUUUAGCAGGAGUGGUGGUGGUGGUUUAUUUUCAUAAUUCAACCAAAAUAUCUUAGUUGGAGAACUGCUGGGUUGUUCAGUCGAGCAUAAUUGCCCUUGUACAGAUCCAUUUGUGUGCUGGCACCUUGGAAGGCCAAAAUGACGGACUGUACAAAUCUAUUUAUGGAAUAUUGAUUCUUACCCCUUUGGGCAGCAAGCAGUGGCAAAAGAUAUUCAUAAACACAGCAUCACUGUACAAUGGGACAGGUUGUGGUCUCAUAUGUAUCCCAGCACAUGUAAUUUUUUUUAUAUAGUUUAUGAAUAAACACUUGAUAACAAUUUCAAA
This is a messenger RNA of Podarcis raffonei (Aeolian wall lizard), 5160 nucleotides long. It is a transcript of the gene SLITRK5, whose product is annotated as SLIT and NTRK like family member 5. Bases 175 to 3060 code for a protein of 961 amino acids. NCBI's taxonomy places the organism in Eukaryota, Metazoa, Chordata, Lepidosauria, Squamata, Lacertidae. The record is from RefSeq and is a predicted model, not a curated record. Gene Ontology annotation, biological process: positive regulation of synapse assembly; axonogenesis; regulation of presynapse assembly. The transcript has 2 exons. Gene Ontology annotation, cellular component: membrane. Gene Ontology annotation, molecular function: protein binding.